This is a messenger RNA of Pseudopodoces humilis (Tibetan ground-tit), 6995 nucleotides long. NCBI's taxonomy places the organism in Eukaryota, Metazoa, Chordata, Aves, Passeriformes, Paridae. The record is from RefSeq and is a predicted model, not a curated record.
UGUUUCCCAUGCAAGCUUUCCUGCUUGGCUUCUUCUCACUUCUCCAUCCCUUUUCCCUGGAUGUGCCAGAGGAAGGUCAGAUUGGAUGUUAGGACUAUUACAGUGUCUCGCCACUGUUACCAUAAAAAAUUUCUUCUUUUUAGCCACAUCUACAAAGUCCAAAUCUACCCUCUUUCAGUUUAAAAUCUUGUUACUGAUGAACAGAGAAUGAAAAUAAGUAUUUUUGUCACUUCAGUAAAUGCCAAACAUCAACAUUCCUCUCUUUGCUAAGUUUGUUGAUAAACAUGGGAAGAAGCAAGAAUCCACCAAUUCCUUACUGCUUACAGACUUUGCAGCAUUCUUGAUUCUUAGUUACUGUGCAGACAGCUAGAUUGCAAAUCUGAAAGAGAGGAAAGACUGGGAAACCCAUGGACCCACCCUAAUGAGGAAGAACAGCCAAAUCACAAGAAAUGGUGUGUCUUACUCACUUAGGCUGCCUGUGUUCUUAACAGGUGAGACAUCUCAGUGCCUGCCUUGCCUCUUUGGUCCUAUACCUCAUAGAUACGGCACAAUCCCAUGAUUUUUACUCAUGGAGGUCCUCCCAUGUUUUGUAUGGACCUUAAAGAUUCACCUGAAAGUGACUGACCACUUAACACAGAAAAUCUAUUCCCGUAUUCACCCUCAGAGAUUGCCCAGAUCCUCUGUCUCAAAGAUACUCUUCCUGAGUGGACCAAAGGGUAUUCUUUCCUUAGAAUCAUAACUCUUUUGCCUGUGUGUGAUAGCUUUUGGACAGUAGAUGAUGGAAUCUUUAAGUCUGCAUUUAAUGAAACCAGAUUACCUUCUCAUCACAUUUUUGUCCCUUUUCCAGAGACAGAAGAAAGACUAGGAUAGAUUUAGUUAUUUGGCAGGGUUUAUAAAUGUCUGCUCCAAUACCUACUCUCACAGUAUUCUCAGCUCUGCAGGGAGUAGGAACUCCCUGGAGGUGAGAGGUAGAAGGGGCAGGAAGGAAGACACGGAAUUCUUUGUCUUAUCUUCUCAAGACAAGAAUCUUUGUCUUGAGAUGCUGUCAUGGAGAAUUUUUGCUUCCACGUUAAGAGGGAAGGCAGCUAGGAGCCAAGAUCUUCCUCUUCCUUCUGUGUGGGCCCAGGUCUACUGGUUGUUUCCUCCUAAUUGAUGUGAGAAACAGCCAGCUCAGUCUUCUGCAGCUUCCUUCAAUUCUUGCUAGAUAUAUAUGUUCUCUGUUCCUGCAGAGUUUUCUCCCUUCUCUCUUUAGAAAGAGGAGAUCAUCUAUAGUUGUGUCUGCUCAGGAUCUAAUGUUUGCACUUUUUCUCUCCACUUUGAAUUGCUUAAUACAAUUGAAAUGGAAAAAAUAUUAUUACAUAGGAAUUGGGAAUUCUCUUACAUGGUCACAACUGCUUUCAGUCAAGAGAGUUAAAAUUCUUUCCAAAACAGCUACACCUUGUUCUGCAUAAAUGCCAGGGAGCAGGAAUGUUCCUAGGUUGAGUGUAGGAUGUUAGUUUUCAGGACCAGUGAUAAGAAGAAAGGUGGGGGUAAGAAGUUUGCUGAUCUUAAAUCAAACCUAGUCCUAUGUUUGUCCCCAUGUAGAAUAACUGAGGGACAAUCCCAAAUACAAGCACAAAUACAGGCUGAGUGGCAAAUUAAUUGAGAACAGCCCUGCCAAGGAGGACUUGAGGGUGUUAGUUUGACCAGAAGUUCGACAUGACCUGGCAAUGUACAUUCACAGCCUAGAAAACGAACCUUGCCCUGAGCUGCAUCCAAAGCAGCAUGAACAGCAGGGCAAGAGAGGGGUUUCUACCCCUCUGCUCUUGUUAGACCCUACUUGGAGUGAUGGAUCCAGCUCUGGGGUUCCUAGUAUAAGGAAAACACAGACCUCUUAGAGCAAGUCAAGAGGAGGCCACCAAGAUGCUCAGAGGGCUGGAGCACCUCUCCUAUGGAGACAGGCUGAGAGAGCUGGGGUUGUUCAGCUUGGAGAAGGCUCCAGGGCCACCUAGGACCCCCUUCCAAGUACCUAAAGGGGGCUACAGGAGAGCUGGAGAGGGACUUCUUCUGAGGGCAUGUAGUGACAGGACAAGGGAUAAUGGCUUGAAAGAGGGCAGGGUUAGAUUAGAUGUUAGGAAGAAAUUGUCUACUGAGGAUGGUAAGACACUGGCAGAGGUUGCCCAGAUAAGCUGUGGAUGCACCAUCCCUGGAAGAGUUCAAGGCCAGGUUGAAUGGAACUUUGAGCACCUGGUCUAGUGGAAGGAGUCCCUAUCCGUGGCAAAAGGUUUGAAACUAUAUGUCCUUUAAAGUCCCUUCCAACCCAAACCAUUCAGUAGUUCUGUGAUUCUAUCAUUUAAUAUGAGUUGCUGAAACUAUCUACCUGCUUUUCCUCUCACCUGCACCAUGGUUAGUGUGUCGGUAUAGGUACAUUAAUAUCAAAUCCACAGAAACCAUCAAAAAAACCUUCAGUAUCUUCCAAGACUGUGUUACUACUUUGGUGCAUGAUUUGUAGUAAAACACCCUAAAAUACUUAGAUCUUGUAUUUGUCUUUACAAUGUAGGGCUUCUUCAAACCCAGGGACACAAAGCUGGGAUUCAGACUAAGCCAGCAAUCAAGCACUAGGUUACUGGUCAGCAUAGGUUUUAACCUAUGUUAAUCAGCAGCUUUGACUCGUGAAUCAUACGCAAAACAAUAGUGGAGUGCCAUGACAGUUUUGGUGGAAAACAGCUUCCAGGCAUGACCAGAGAGGAUAAGCAAUACUGUCAUUGUAGAUCAUCUAGUCUUCUCCUGGACUUGCCAUUUUCCUGUGUUUGGAUGACAAGGGUUUGCUUUCAGGGUAGCCAGAUAUGAAGUGUUUGUGAAGCCUGGUGUUGGUGUGGAAUGCUGCCAAGGGAAGGUCCACACCCCUUCAGAGCAGCUCCUUCCCUUGCUGUAGGUGUUGUGCUCAAAGUAAAUCUUCUGAAUCCUGAAUUACAUAAACUGGGUGGGACUGGGUCAUACUCUCAUACCUCAAAGCCUUCCUGUUUGCACAGCCACAGCUGCCCCAGCUCAGCAGAAGACAGCUUUGGGGAAAAGAUGAGCCAGGCUUUCAAACCGAGGUAGCCUUAACGGAGACAGAGCACGUGUCACUCACAGACCUCAAAGGGCUUGGCAGUCAAGGAGUGUCCUGGAGAUGAAACCCUGCGCCACUUACGAGCUGUUAGUGGAUGGUGUUGGGACAUGGGACUUCACUGGAGGUUUUGUUCCCUGUGAGCUGCUCCUUGUUGGAGAAGAUGCCUACCCUGUGCUCCUGAGCGCUAAGAAGCAGGUCCUGAUUGCUGUUUCACAGUAUGGGAAGGGCCGGAUGGUGGUUGUUUCCCAUGAAGGAAUCCUGAAGGGCCCCAAGUUCUCUCAGUUCCUCAGAAAUGCCGUGGAGUGGCUCAAGCCUUGCCCGGAGGCUCUGGUUGGGGUUCAUCCUCGUCUGGAUUCCCUGUCCCAGGUGCUGCUUGGGGCUGGCACCCGAGUGCAGGUGGGGGCAGAGCCCAGCCCAUCCAUGGGGGUGUUCUGUAUGGAUGCCUAUGACAGCUCCCAGGCCAAAGGCGUCGUUGACUUUGUCAAAGGGGGUGGAGGGCUUCUUGUUGGAGGCCAAGCCUGGUAUUGGGCAAGUCGACACGGCAAGGAGAAGGUGCUGUUCGAAUUCCCUGGGAACCAGGUGACCAGUGUGGCUGGCGUGUACUUCACAGGAAACACAGUGGAAAAAGGCAUCUUCAAAGUCGCCAAGAAGAUUCCCAAGAUCCCUUUAGUUGUGCCGCACCAGGCCAACCUGAGCCUUGAUGCCGAAUUUCUCCUGCGUGGUGUGUCGGAGCUGGAUUUGGUGACGGGGGGCAUGCCCUCCACCUUGCUGGUGCAUGGAGCCCUCUCCUUCCCACUGUGCCUGGACAGCUCCCAGCGCUGCCUCUUGGCUGCCGCACGCUACGGCCGUGGCCGUGUGGUGGUGGCAACCCACGAGAGCCAACUCUUCUCCCCAAAGCUGGCCAGGUUCCUGCUCAAUGCUGUCUCCUGGCUGGAUGCCGGGAGGAAGGGGCUGGUGGGGGUGGAUCCCAGCCUGAAAAAGCUGUGUAGCCUCCUGUCUCAGGCAGAGGUGAAGUCGCAGCUGUCACAGCUGGCAGGUGACAUCAGCGUGUACUGCUGCACCUCUUAUGGUGACAGAGAAGCCGAGAGAAUCCACGCUUUCGUUGCAGAGGGAGGCGGCCUGCUGGUGGGGGGCCAGGCCUGGUACUGGGCUUCCCAGAACUGUGGAAAAGCUGCUGUGGCAGAAUAUCCUGGCAACAGGAUCCUGAAUCGCUUUGGGCUGAGCAUCCUGGGGCAGAGUGGCCAGGCAGCCAAGUACCUGCCCGUGGGGCCAGGGGAGCACUACCACUUCCGCAGGGCGCUCCUGCUCUUCAGCACGCAGCUGCAGGGGCACCAGGAGCUCACGGAGCCCCUGAAGGGCUGGCUGCCCCCUCUGGCGCAGGACUGCGCUGCCUUCCUGCACAUCCCAGCCCAUGACUGCCCGGCAUACGCCUCGCUCCACCGCAUCCUGACCAAAGUGCUCAAGAGGACUGGGAUCCCGCAGGUCAGCAGGCACUGCCCGGUCAAGAGCAACUCCAAAGAGGCAGUGCUCCUCUGCAUGGCGACCGAGCUGUCCCUCACCAUGACAGACAGUGCGGCCCUCGUGCAGAAAUCUGCUGCUGGGGCCUGUGGCCUCCCUGUCACUGUGGAAAUCGAUGGCACAAACCCAGGCACUAUCAGGAGAAGAACCCCCAACUUGUGGUACCACAGGACACUUGCAUGGCACAAUGGUUUUGGCAAGAAAGCUUCUUUGAGAAACCCUGGACUCUACACUGCAGGUUGCUGUUCCCAUAGUUGUUCUGAUACAGCUAUCUAUGGAGUCAUCCUACAAAGAGGAAAGACAGCCUGGAGGAGCACAGGGCUCUAUCUCCCUGAAGGGCACACAGCAGUAAUAAUGUGCCCUUGUCUGGUGGUCGGUGCUGGUCUGAAGGUGCAGGUUGGGUGUCACACAGAUGACCUCUCUAAAGCCAAGGAGCUGAAACGGGCACCAGUGGUAAUACGCACCUGUGAUGUUGCCUGCCAGGAACAGUCCAUUUCCUGCCUCUGGGGUGGCCUCAUUUACAUCAUAGUACCAGCAAAGAGUGUCCUGGGGAACGUGCCCAUCACGGUAGAAGGGGCAGUCAGAGCUCCUUUCUUCAAGCUUGGGGAGACUUGUGAAAGGCAGUGGGAGGCCUGUAUCCGGCACUACCCUGCUCCCUGGGCAGAGCUUGCUGUUGAGAAUCUCAUCCUGACGGUGCCUUCUGACAGCAUCCGCCACAUGGAGAACCCACGGCCGCUGCUGACCCUGUGGAACGAGAUCAUGGUGGCGAUAAGCAAGUUGGCAGCCGUACCAGCAAAAUUCCCAAGGCCAGAGAGGAUUGUAACAGAUGUCCAGAUCUCAUGUGGCUGGAUGCAUGCUGGCUACCCCAUCAUGGGCCACCUGGAUUCAGUGAAGGAGAUGUUAGAUGUGAAGCACAUACAAACUGCUGGUCUUUGGGGUCCCAUCCAUGAGCUGGGACACAAUCAACAGCAGCAGGCAUGGGAGUUUCCUCCUCACACCACAGAGGCCACAUGCAACCUCUGGUCUGUCUAUGUUCAUGAGGAGGUGCUGGGCAUUCCCAGGCAUCAGGCCCAUCAGGCACUCAGGCCACAGUGCCGGAAGGAAAGGAUAAAAGAGUAUCUGAAGAAAGGUGCUCAGCUAAAGGACUGGAACGUGUGGACUGCUCUGGAGACAUACCUGCAGUUGCAGGAAGGGUUUGGUUGGGACCCCUUCACCCACCUCUUCUCUGACUACCAGAAGAUAUCCAAAAUCCCAAAAGACAACAGUUCUAAGAUGAACUUGUGGGCACAGAAGUUUUCUCAGCAGGUGAAUAAGAAUUUGGCUCCGUUCUUUACAGCCUGGGGAUGGCCUAUCAAGAAAGAGCUGUCUAUGGAACUGUCCUCUCUACCCACCUGGGAACAGGAUCCAAUGAGAUCCUAUAGUCCGUAAAGGAAAACGAUGUAAAUCUUUGUUCUCAUACUAGCUAUGAGAGCUAUCUUUUUAUGUGCUACAUGAUAGCUCACUAUGUGCUUGGAUUUAUGCUGGAUUUUUGAGCUUCUUGAUGCCAGUGGAGGCCAAUGCCAACAAAAAUUCAACAGGGAUCAGCAGAUCAGCAACCACCUAAGCUAUCUUCUGAAGGGUUAAAUAAUCAAUGAGCUUUGUUCUGGGUUCUUCACCUCAGGAAGAAUGCAAUUCUCCAUUGAUUUACUUCCUAUAGAACUUUUCUCUGAUGAAAUGGAAGUUUUCUGGGUGGAGCAUUCCCUCAACCAGUUUCAAGGACUUUACCAUGGGAAUAGAGAUCUUGAAAGCAAAUAGUAGCCUCUGCAAUGUUGUAUUCUUAAGUUAUAAUCUCAGUAACAUGGGAUUUUCACAAUUGUUUCUGUUACCCUAAAAUCCCUAAUUGUUAAUUCCUCUAAUUAUGCAGAACUUCCACACCUGUUGUGAAAGUGGCUUUAUAAUGCUUAUAAACAUACUAUGUAAUGCAUAGUUGAUAUUGAAAUACUGUAGAUUUCUUCCUCCAUUCUAUAACUCUGUGAUCCAACGCCCAUCUUUAUGUGAACAAGUCAAUUACAAGUUGGAGCUGUCCUCAACCAGAGCCUGACAGCAAGAUACAUGCCAAUGAAGAUGAGAGAGUGGAAACAGGGAGGUGAUUUGACAGUAGUCAGUAAUGGUUUAAUGUGUGGACACAUCAAAGGUUAAAGACAGGCACUGACCUGACAGCCUGAGGGAGCAGCGAGAAAGAAGACAACAGUUCAUCAAGACAGAGGACCAGCCUUUCCAAGGUGCAACAAAAGUUCAUGUUAAUCCCAGCUCUUUCAUAAUUGCUCAGCUAUUAUGGGUUCUGGCAAGCAUGUUAAUGCUUAGCCUCAGAUCUCACUAGUCCCAGCCUAUUCCUUAUGUAUCAGUA